This is a messenger RNA of Asparagus officinalis (garden asparagus), 801 nucleotides long. RefSeq lists its product as uncharacterized. The transcript is spliced from 3 exons. NCBI's taxonomy places the organism in Eukaryota, Viridiplantae, Streptophyta, Magnoliopsida, Asparagales, Asparagaceae. The coding region runs from base 165 to 545 and encodes 126 amino acids. The record is from RefSeq and is a predicted model, not a curated record.
UUCAUGAAGCAAACUUUGUAAACAGCCCAAGAUCUAAACUCGAAACCGUAGGCAACGGUUUCCUCGUUACUUUUACUUUUACUUUUUUUUAUUUUUUGCCCUCUUUUUCUCUAUUUUUUUCCGAAAAAGAAAAUAAAAGACGAAGAAAAAAGGCAAGAAAAAAAAUGGCGGAAGGAGGGAAGCCAGACGCGCAGCUCUUCCAGCUUCUCUCUAAUCUUUUACAACAGGUUGAAUCACUGAGCAACCAAGAAGAAGUAGAACUGCGAGCCAAGAUACAAGCGCUUGGGCUAGAAGUCACCAAGGUGCCAUCCAAACCAUCUGAGGAUAUUGGAGAGUUGGAGAUAGCAGCAGAGUUGGAUAAAUUGUCAGCUAAAUUAGAUGAUGUUGACAAGAUGAUAUCUUCAACCAUGGCCGAAGACCCGCAGGUUCGGUCCCUUCUCAGCAGUACCUCUGACGUGUGGAUGCCAGUCAUCACGGCCUCCGCUGAUCAAAGGCGUGGUUUCACAGCAGGAACAAGCAGUGAAGGUGGUCAAAAAGAGGAGUGAGAUUUGCGAGCCAAUCAGUUUGAUUUUUAUUUAUUUAUUUAUUUUGAGCUCCCACAAUGUUAUCACAUUGUACGUGUCUUGAUUCUUAAUGAGAUCAAAAGAUACUGUUUACACUUUGUAUGCUCCAGCAAGUGCAAGUGCUCAUUUCCCCCUCUGUUCUCUUGCUCUUUUGUUAUUGUAUUGUAUACUAUAUAAAAGGAAUUACAUUUGGUUUGUAACUUUCUAAUUUUAUGAGCAGAAUUGAAGGGGUUAUUUA